Messenger RNA from Magnolia sinica, 2407 nucleotides. RefSeq lists its product as uncharacterized. Gene Ontology annotation, molecular function: zinc ion binding. Lineage: Eukaryota; Viridiplantae; Streptophyta; Magnoliopsida; Magnoliales; Magnoliaceae. The transcript is spliced from 8 exons. The record is from RefSeq and is a predicted model, not a curated record. Bases 243 to 1016 code for a protein of 257 amino acids.
CAAAACUUUCUCCCUCUCUCUACCUCUCUCUCAAAUUCUCCCCAACAAAACCCUAGAAAUCUCCUCUUCCCUAUCUUUUUCUCCAGAUCUUCUCCAUCCAGAUGCAUUUUUUCUUCAAAUCUCACAAAGCUCUUGAUAUCCGCCUCAAGUGCAGGAUUUCUAUGUUCUUUUCAAAUGGUCAGUGGGAUUGACCCCUUUGGUGAUGUUUGUUGCAGUCAUAUCCUGAUUGAAACUUUUUCGAAAUGCAGUUAGCGUCAAAUGAUAGUCAGGAAGAAGGCAUUUCAGAGACACAGCCCAUAUUGCAACGACCUCUCAAUGUCAUCGUAUCCAAGGAAUCCAUAUCUUCAUGUGAAAUUAGAACCGUGGGUGGUGACUAUUUGGUGGACGAAGAUUGUCAAAGACUUGACAUUGAUGAACACUGCAGUCUGGUGAAUGAGGACCAACCACAAUGUCGUAUUUGCCUUGAUAUUGGAGGUGAAGAUCUGAUUGCACCAUGCCAUUGUAGAGGCACUCAGAAGUAUGUGCAUCGGUCUUGUCUUGAUCAUUGGAGAUCAACUAAGGAGGGUUAUGCCUUUUCCCACUGUACAGAGUGCAAGGCUGUCUUCAUUUUGCGUGCAAAUGUGCCACCAGAUCGCUGGUGGUUGAGGCUGAAGUUCAAGCUCCUUGUUGUUAGAGACCUUGCAUUCAUUUUUGUUAUUGUACAGUUGGUUGUGGCAUUGUUGGGUAUGCUGGUGUACAAGUUCUAUGGAGAUGAACUUCGUGAGAUGUUUGGUUAUGAAGAGCACCCGUUUGGAUUUUAUGCAAUGGGAGUCUUAGCUGUUAUUUUGGUGGGAUUGCUCUAUGGGUUCUUCAUAGCAAUAAUCUGUGGACAGAGGAUCAAUGAACGACACUACCAUGUCCUUGCCAAACAAGAACUAACAAAGGAAUACGUGGUAGAAAGUCGAGAAGGUAAUAAGAAUCCGCCUGAGCUUGAUCCAAGCCACGUCACAGAGCUAAGGAUGUUGGGACUCUAUUAGGGUGAAAUAUGCUCCUUCCAUCGGGUUCUCUAUCAAAUUCUCCAUUUCUUGCCAAUCAAGAUUUUCUUUUGUUAGCGUCUCCACAUUUUUGUGAAAUAUAAGAAUGGGCGAGAAUUCUUGCAGAUUCUCCCUAUUAGUGGGACACUCGAACGAGGAUAAGGAUAAGAAUAGACUUCAAAACAUUCAUAAGUGACAGUAAUUGAUGGUUCUUGGGCUUAUGAUGAAUAUGUUUGAACCCAGAAAAUGAUCAGAAUUUCAUCUAAGUUAAAUAGGGUGAGAGAAAUCUCGAGUCUUAUCAACUCUACCUUCUUUGGAAAAUAACAAUCUGAUAAGGAAACAUUAAGAAUCCUCCCUCUUUACACCCCAGUGAGCCCCAGCAUAGCUGCAUGUGGGUGCACAGUAGAAUCAGAUCACGGACAUUCACUUCUAUUAAAAAGAGUGAAUGAUGAAAUUUUAGUUACAUUUCCUAGUAUUCAUAUCGAGGAACUCAAAUUGCAAUUGAAUUCCAACUAGAAAGCAACGCAAGUGCAGUUUGGAGGUUACUCCCUCUACAGAAUGCUAUGUAAGGUAAUUACAAUUUAUUCAUUUCUACUUAGCUGAUUAUUGACAACACUAAUCAUAGUCAUUUCUCCCCUAAAUUCUCCUCAUAAUCAUGGAUUUGGCCAAAAAUUGAUCACUUGUGGAUCUCCACAUCACUUUGGUUGGAGAGAGAGAGAGAGAGAGAGAGAGAGAGAGAGAGAGAGAGAGAGGUCCCAUUCCAUUAAUCACAUGGGCCACUGAUUUCCCCAUUUAUAUGUUUUCUCAAUCGUUAUGGAUGGGUGUGUAGACAACAAGUUUCAUCCUCUCAGUAGUAGAGAGGGUUCAGAUUUUCCAACGCACAUACUCCUGAUAAUAGGAAUCGAUAGUAUAAGAGAAGAUUCGUUUCUAUAUUUCUGUCAAGAAAUAUGAUCGAAUCCAGUGGCUGUAUAUGAACCAUUUCUUUCCUGUCAAUUUGUCACGUGUGGAGAAUAUCUGACCAGUGCAAAGUGUGGGCCACACCAUGAAGACAAUCUUGUUGGAAAAUCAAGCCAGUUUGCACAGUGGGUGGGACGCACCAGUAUGCUGAGCCAUAAUAGUGGUUGUCCAUUGAUUUUAAUUGUCCUUGAUGAGUAGUGACCAUUAUGGUAUGCCCCACCGUUUUUAAUAAUGAAUCUGAUACAUCCAACAUGUUGGAAAUGUUGGCAGCAUAUCAAAGUUCAAAUACAGCCGUUGUCUGUAAUCAUUUUUCAUUCUAAAAAUUGAUCCAAUUUCAGUCAUGCAACCAAACACAGCUGUAGGCCUGAACUGGUAGCCAUAAACGCACCAUGUUGACAUCAUUUCCUUUUCCUGAAUAAGUUGAUAAUUUCAUUCUC